Molecule: messenger RNA, 1506 nt
Organism: Alternaria atra
Lineage: Eukaryota; Fungi; Ascomycota; Dothideomycetes; Pleosporales; Pleosporaceae
Exons: 2
Coding region: 1-1506 (501 amino acids)
Cellular component (GO): cytoplasm
Source: RefSeq, a predicted model, not a curated record
AUGCCAUUAACCGUACUUUCCGACUCGGACGUGCGCACCCUUCUAUUACAAUUAACCAAGCAAGACAUUCUCGACUUGCAGCAAAAUCUUGCCGAUGCGCUCCAUCAUUACUCUACCAGUACUGAAGAAGACGACAACAAUGGAUGUUGUGAGAGUUUCCAGUCUGCAGGGACGAGCUUGAAGAGCAAAGAUGGUGGACUGAUGACUGUUACGCCAGCAAGCAGCAAUGAUGGCCUUGGUGUUAAGAUAACAACACGACUAGAGUCAGGCUCUUCAGACGCGGCCUCUGUUACUUCAUCGAUGGACUCGCUCGCCCUUUCUCAUCAGUCAACGCCAACGAGUAGGAGUUCGACAACUACCGCUCCAAAAUCGAACUCUCUUUCUGCGUUUCAAAUUUCUCCAUCGAACGCCAGCCUGACUCUGUUCGAUCGCUCUGGUAAUCCUCGAGCCUUGUUGAAUUCCUCGGAGAUGACAGCUUUCCGCACCGCCCUUGCAAGUACAAUGCUCUUUAAGAAGCGAGCAAACGUACACGAUAUGGUAGUGUUUGGAGCAGGAAAACAAGCUUACUGGCAUAUACGUCUAGCGCUUCUCCUACGAGGUGACGACAUCCACCACCUCAACAUCAUAAAUCGAGACUUUGAGCGCGUGCACCAACUACUGGAGAAACUAUAUAACCCACACGUCGAAGCGCCCUCAAACUUCAACCCCGAUCCAUCCUACGUCCCAACGUACCGGAAAGCACCAGUAGGAGAGGAGCAAGGGCAACAGGACCAGCAUCAAUAUCUUCCCCGCCCCAAGGUACAGAUACUCACCCCAGGGCACGGCGAGUAUUCACGUCUCCUCCACGCCACUAUACGCUCCUCAAGCUGCAUCUUCCUCUGCACGCAAUCCCCUACACCCCUCUUUCCGGCAGCAAUCCUCACAAACCCAGAAGGCCGCAGAAAGGGUCGCUACAUAGCAGCUAUCGGUUCUCUCUCGCCUCACAGCACAGAACUCCACCCGGACAUUAUUAAACAAAACGUAGCGCCCGAGCACGGUCACCGUCACUUCCAUAAACAUGCGCAACAAGGAGGUGCAAUUGUGGUGGACAGCGUGGAUAGAUGCCUAAAGGAAGCUGGAGAAGUUGUGCAAGCAGGUCUGGGUCCUGAACAAGUCGUUGAGAUAGGCGAGCUAGUCAUGUUGAAGCGCGAUGCGGAUAGGAGGAGGAGAGAAUGCAUGGCUGGCAAGGGCAUAGAGGCAGAGGGACUGGAUGUGGGUGGUGUAGAGUUGGGCGAGUGCGAAAUGAAUAAGAAUGAGAAGAAGAAAGCGAGGAGGGGCAGUAGCAAGGAGAAGGAGAAGCAUCAUGAUGGUGAGGAUAAGGCACACAAGAGUCUGAUUGAGUGGUUGGUCAAGGGUAACGUGAUAUACAAGAGCGUGGGACUGGGCCUCACAGAUGUGGUGGUUGGUGGCGAUCUUGUUCGAAUAGCGGAUGAGCGCAAUAUCGGGACAAGGAUCGAAAACUUUUAG